Messenger RNA from Aspergillus nomiae NRRL 13137, 1011 nucleotides. RefSeq names its product ankyrin repeat domain-containing protein. The coding region runs from base 1 to 1011 and encodes 336 amino acids. NCBI's taxonomy places the organism in Eukaryota, Fungi, Ascomycota, Eurotiomycetes, Eurotiales, Aspergillaceae. The record is from RefSeq and is a predicted model, not a curated record. Gene Ontology annotation, molecular function: protein binding. The transcript has a single exon.
AUGUCCGCACUCCUAUGGGCUGCCGAUCAAGGGAUGGUCAAGACUGCUCAGCAUUCACUGAAUGCUAGUUUCGGAGUUUCAACCACCGUAAAACUUGAGAUAUUCUAUGAUGCACUUGCAAUCGCGGUACAAGCGGGACACACGAGUAUCGCGAAGACUCUUCUAAUGCAAGAGGGAAUCGAUCCUAAUUUCCAUUAUCGGCAUAGAGAGGCCGGAGAAUGCAUAACGCUUUUAGCAAGAGCAGCUCGGGCAGGUCAUGUACAUAUGGUUGCCCUGUUGCUGUCAACAAAAGGCAUCAACCCGAAUCUAGGAGAUUGCAUGGGAAAACCACCGAUUGCUUAUGCGGCAAUAAACAACCAGGAUCCAGUGGUUGAACAGCUGCUUGCCGCCCCGGGCGUAGAUCCGAAUUGGAAAGAUGACCAUGGGCGUACGCCACUUGCCUGGACAGUUAGUUUCGGAUCAGAAGCAGCUGUAUCCCUAUUCCUAUCUCGACAGGACAUUGAUGUCAAUUCCGCAAUAACUACGGAUUAUCUGUGGAAAAAGGGAUGGACAGCCCUGAUGUUCGCGGCUAGCAGGGUAUUUGCAAUGAAAGUGGAGCUAUUGCUUCAGACGCCACAUAUCAAUGUGAACCACCAAUGCUUCCGUGGAAAAACAGCGUUACACCACGCGGUGCAGGUUGGCUCUGAAGUUAUCGUCCAGCUUCUACUUGCAAAGGGGGCUUAUCCCGAUCCCAGAGACGACAACAAUAACUCUCCCCUAGUUUGGGCCGCAUCGAGAGGUUACCUAUCCAUCAUGAAAUUGCUAUAUGAAGCAGGGGCUGACCUCAACACUGCCCCGAGGGAUGGCUGUACUGCACUUAUUGAAGCUUCGGCUGGCGGAUAUACAGAUAUAGUUUUGUUUCUAUUAGGCACGGGAAAGGUGGACCUAGCAGCGCAAAGCGAAGAUAGCAAGCGCAAUGCUUUGUCGGUAGCUGUAGAGGGGGGUAUCGGGAAAUUGUCGACCUUUUAUUGA